This is a messenger RNA of Ruditapes philippinarum (Manila clam), 3146 nucleotides long. RefSeq lists its product as uncharacterized. NCBI's taxonomy places the organism in Eukaryota, Metazoa, Mollusca, Bivalvia, Venerida, Veneridae. The record is from RefSeq and is a predicted model, not a curated record. The coding region runs from base 89 to 2761 and encodes 890 amino acids. Gene Ontology annotation, cellular component: plasma membrane. Gene Ontology annotation, molecular function: protein binding. The transcript is spliced from 15 exons.
UCGAGAUUUUAGAAACAAAAGUAUUUACCUCGAUCACUCUAUUGUAGAUUGCCCAGAAGAAUUUGGUAAGUGCUAUGAUCUGGAAUUCAUGUUUGUUGACAUGUCCUGGACUGACUCUGAACAAACCUGCCGAGACAAAAAUAUGUCAUUAGUAACUAUACAUACAGCACUGGAAUUCAGCUAUAUGAGGCAGCUUAUCAUCGACCUCUAUUCUGUUAACUAUGAUAACAUGAGAUAUUAUAGACCUAGCAUACCAGAGAUAGUCAACAGCUUCAUUGGUUUGCGUCGCUAUGAAGAUACGACUGGGGUACACCAUGAACACUGGAUUGAUGGCACCCCAUUAACAUAUACGGCUUGGUACGAGAAUGAGCCCUCAGAAAUAUUUUUCAAGCCGUGCUCAAUGAUGCAGUUGAUACCAGAUACGAUAGAAAAGGAGAAUAAUAUGAUGACGGUAUCAUGUGAUCAAACAAUGUCCGACAUUUUGCUGAUCUGCGAAAAAAAGAGGGAUGCUUUUCUUCCUGAAAAUGAAAAGCCAACAGUUAAUUUUGAGGAGUGUUAUACAUCAAAUGCAAAGGGCUACAAUGGAAACAUUUCUGUAACACAUAAUGGAAGACAAUGCCAGAGAUGGGACUCGCAGUUUCCGCACAAGCACAAGUUUACAAAUCCCGCUCUUUUUCCGGAUAAAGCAAUUUCAGAUGCUGCAAACUUUUGUCGAUCACCGGAUAGUAAGCUUACACCUUGGUGUUUUACGGAAGAUCCGUUAGUUCCGUGGGAAUAUUGUGGUAUACAUUCUUGUCUAACAGUUUCAGCACCACAGAAAGACCUUGUAACAUUGUUUCAGUGCGAUAGUGGAGAAUGGAUGAGUUAUACCGUUAAAUGUAAUGGUUAUAUUGAGUGUUUGGAUAGCUCCGACGAGACAAACUGUACUGCAGACAAGAGUAUUUGUAACAAUGACGAAUUUAUGUGUGACAAUGGCCGUUGUAUAUAUGUCCAUCAAAUUUGUGAUUUCAAACCGGACUGUGCUGAUGCAUCAGAUGAAUUCUGUGAGUUCCCAGACUGUUCUGCAGAUAGUGAAUUUAGAUGUUUAAGUGGUCAAUGUAUAUCAAAUGAAAUGAGAUGCGACUCGAUUAAGGAUUGUGUAGAUGGGACUGACGAGGAAUUCUGUGAAAAAUGCAACGAAAACCGAGCGUUCCAGUGUGGAGACACAAAAUGUAUAUCAAAGCGUCUGGUAUGUGACACGUACGUUGACUGUUUAGAUGGCGGUGAUGAGGCUUCAUGUGAACAUAUAUAUCAGACUUGUGACGACGUCAUGCUUGAUGGCCUAACUGAAGAUGGAAUCUAUCUUAUUGGUGUUGAUUUGCUCCGAACACGAUGCAAGUUAAAUGCAACAACUGGGGAGAUACUGAUGGAAUUUCUAAAUACAGGCUGGUACAAUAGAGGAAAUGGCGAGUAUCAACUUAAUACUCCCGGGAAGUCGAUAGUUAACAUUGCUAUCAAUAACGGAUACAAAUGCUAUCAACAGAUUAAUGAAGUUCCUCAUCGCAAAAGACAAAGGGCUAUGAUGAUAGAAAAUACAACUAUACCAAUAAGAGAACAUCUUUAUACUCAUGGUGAUUUCACAAUAUAUGAAGGGCCAGGGGAAACAAACUUCACCUUUGUAGAUCAUCGGAUUCAUGUAAAAGACCAUUUUAAUAGUUUUGAAAACAGAAUUCAAAUUAAUAAUGUCAAAUGCUAUAAAGAGCUUACAAAAUGGAACGAAAGAAUUCAUUGUUCAAAAGGCAAAUUUAUUGACCCGGACAAAAGAUGCAUUUACGAUCGUGAUGAAAACGGAAUAAUAACUGGCUGUCGAUCUCUGACACAUUUACAGAAAUGCGAAAAUGUGACCUGCCCACGUAAUUCAUUUAAAUGCCCAGGUAGCUAUUGUAUUCCUUUGAAGUAUGUUUGCAAUGGCUUAAUAGAUUGUCCAAAUAGCGAAGACGAACAAUAUUGUGAAUGCAAAGGCAAUAUUAAGAGAGAAGUUGUGAUUAUCACUGAAAGUUCUGAUUUGUUACCAUACAACCGCGCUAAUAUGCUCUUUCAAACUGCUACCAGACUUGGUGGAACACUUUACUCCAAAUACAGAAAUGUGAAAACGUUACAAGUUCGCUUAUCACGGGAUCAGAAAGAUGACAAUAAGUAUUAUUUUGAAAGUUCGACUAUCAAAAGCAAAAGUGAACACCCAAGUCAAUUGUUUGAAAGAAUUGAUAAUGAGGCAAACGAUACUUUUCUUGGACUGAAAGAUGCAGACCAUGCAGCCAUUAUCUGGUUAACAGAUGUUGCGGACUACACAGAAAGUGAAGAAUACACAUUCAAUCUAUUUGGAUUGUCAAAUACUUCAGGACAACCUUUGAAAUAUCGCAUUGUCGUCGUAGGACACACUGCAUAUAAAGUGGACAUUGUCAAUAAUGUUACUCAAUUGAUGAUAAGAGACAUAAAUAUUCUUGGCACACUGGGAGCAACCUUGUUUCCAAGUAUUUGCAAAGGUCAACCUGUUCAUUGUAAAGAUAGGUAUCGAUGCAGUUUUAGUAUGGUAUGUAUUCCACACGAACAAGUUUGUGAUGGUAAACAACAUUGCCCAUAUGGUGACGACGAGGAGCUUUGUGAGUUCAAAUGCCCUGAAAUAUGUGUAUGCAAACCUGGUAUCAUAAUAUGUACUGACGUUCAUACAAAUAAUCAGACAAUCCGAAAUCCCGGCCUCCACUCGUAUUUUAGACCUAAGUAACACAACAAAACUUGGAGCGACUAUUCUAACGAAUUGGGACAUCAAACAUUUAGCGCUACUUAUUUCACUUAACAUUUCAAAAUGUGGUAUAAGUGAAAUAUCUGAAUCGUCAUUUCAACAAUUUACCAGUUUAUUGAGAUUAGAUAUUAGCUAUAAUAAAAUCAUAAGGCUAUCCCGCGAUACUUUUAUUCAUUUGCGUCAUUUAAAAGAGCUUUACAUGUCUGGAAACAAAAUGUUAAGAGUUUUAGAACCUGGAGCUUUCAACGGUCUGAAAAUCAAGUCACUUUCUAUAAACAAUGCCAAUAUUGAACGUUUAGACGCAAGAACAUUUGCAGGAUUAAAUCUUGAAAAUCUUGAUUUAGCAUCAAAUGGAAUAAAAGCUAUU